This is a messenger RNA of Penicillium subrubescens, 537 nucleotides long. RefSeq lists its product as uncharacterized. The coding region runs from base 1 to 537 and encodes 178 amino acids. The record is from RefSeq and is a predicted model, not a curated record. Lineage: Eukaryota; Fungi; Ascomycota; Eurotiomycetes; Eurotiales; Aspergillaceae. The transcript has 2 exons.
AUGCAGCAGGACCUGCGGCGCUUCAACGCCAGGCAUAUGCAACGCCAGGAGUCAUCCGACGGCAGCACCAACAGUCUGCAGUCCCCCACGGCUCGGUCUCGCUUUUCGUCCGACACCUUCAGUCAGCGUAAAAUGCGCCCCACUCAGCCGGCCUAUAGCCCCGGGUUCCAGCCCGACGACGCCAAGCCUCAGAUGUCCGGCCGCUAUGCGCAGCAGCUGCACAUGCAGGGCAUUGUCAACCCGCUUGCUCUACAGGGUGGUCCUCAACAGCAACAGCAGUGGUCCAAUAACCUCGGCUUUAAUCCUUUUGAUGUGAUGGACCUCAUGAACUUGGCUGACUAUGCCAACUUGUCAUUCGAUGACAGCCAAAUGGCCUCACUCAUGUUCAACAGCCAGAUGCCCAUGAACUACAUGCCGUCGGGGUUUUUUGUCGACCCUAAGAACGACUGCGAAGACUUCAACCAGUUCCUCAAUCGAAUCCGACGGAGAUCGCCUCCAUCUGAUUUCCUUUUGCCUUUUUAUCGCUGUAUGGCGUGA